AGUUCUAUAAGGCCUGCUACGGAGGCUAGGCACUGGAGAUCUAGGACGGAAGCCGCCUCACCUCUGCUCUGUACACCGAGUGCUGGGAACGGAAGAAAGGAACCCGUUACUUCGGUUCUUAUUCAGCCGCCCUGCCGCUGAAAUGUGGUCCAGCAGCCACAUACGGAACCCGCUGGCCCGCUCCCUGUACAUGCAGGCCGUCAGGCAGGCCGAGAUCGAGGAGGAACUGAGAGAUACAAGAUACGAGGAGUGGUACUCCUGUGAUGUCAGCCUGCUCAGUGAGACCCUGCAGCCAAAGUACCUCCCUCUUCACUUCGACACAGAGACAGAAGAAUUUCUGCAGGGCAGUCGCGAGAAGUCUGACUGGGUCUUCACCCAGAUCUUCCACUCGGUGGUCUCCACCCUCCUCAGCAUGUUCGUGUCGGUCACAUCCAUCAAUGGCUGGCUGGGGCGAGGCUCCAUGUUUGUCUUCUCACAACAACACUUCUACAAACUCAUGAGGAUCUCGCCUGGCUGGCAGGCCCAGAAGCUGCUGGACCUAGGUGCAGGGGACGGUAACGUGACCAGGGUCAUGGCAGGUCACUUCCAGGAGGUGUUUGUGACGGAGCAGUCACCCCCCAUGCGGGAAAGGUUACAGGAGAGGGGGUACAGGUUACUUGACAUAGAAGAGUGGCCGACGGCGCAGUCGGGGUUGACCUACGACCUGAUCAGCUGUCUGAACCUGCUGGACAGGUGCGACAAACCGCGUACGGUUCUGGAGGAGAUUCGACGCUCGCUGUCGCCCGACGGCCACCUCAUCCUGGCGGUGGUGCUGCCGUUCAGACCAUGUGUGGAGUCAGGGUCUAAGCUGGUUGACCCUACAGAGGUGCUGCCUGUGGAAGGGAAAGGCUGGGAGAAGCAGGCCAACAGUUUUGUGGAACAGGUUCUCACACCCAGCGGGUUCGAGGUUGAGACAUUUUCCCGGCUGCCGUAUCUGUGUGAGGGGGACCUGUACCAUCCAUACUACGUCCUACACGACGCUGUGUUCGUGCUCAGAGCCACAGAACCGGGAAUUGAACAGGACAACAGAGUCUGAGGGGAAAUAUAUACUAGAGUGGAGUCAUUCCUCAAGCUGACAUCUAUCACACCACAGUCAUCCCUCAGUAAUUGCCUGGCUAGCAAACCUAUUUUAGUCCUACAUUCUCU
Branchiostoma belcheri (Belcher's lancelet) is the source of this 1185-nucleotide messenger RNA. Its product is annotated as methyltransferase-like protein 9. The coding region runs from base 143 to 1075 and encodes 310 amino acids. The record is from RefSeq and is a predicted model, not a curated record. NCBI's taxonomy places the organism in Eukaryota, Metazoa, Chordata, Leptocardii, Amphioxiformes, Branchiostomatidae. Gene Ontology annotation, molecular function: protein-L-histidine N-pros-methyltransferase activity. The transcript has 7 exons.